This is a messenger RNA of Pseudo-nitzschia multistriata, 805 nucleotides long. The record is from the annotation of a GenBank genome assembly. Lineage: Eukaryota; Bacillariophyta; Bacillariophyceae; Bacillariales; Bacillariaceae.
GAUUACAGUAUUUCACAGCAGUGGUUCGUGGUUUCUUUUCCAAACAACAUCGAAAUCGCCUCGCAUGCUCGGCCCAUCGUUGCAAAGCAUCGUCUGCCUUGCCUUGGCAUGGCGCAACGAUUGCUUCCUGCGUGUAGUGGCAUGGUUUGUUUCGGACCCUUGGGUUCCAACGCACUCCGAUCGAAUCGAAACCAUCGAAUCGAAUCAAACCGGGGGCUUGUUCACGCACGACCCGGCAAAGUAUCGGUGCGCGGUCUUGCACACAAAGGGGACGGACGACUUGUUCUCGCGCUCGCUCCGGCACCUCAGGAUCAUGUCCUGGACCUCCGCGCAGUUUCGGAGAUUGUUGGAGGUGAUCAUCGCCUCGACGACCGAGUUGUUGGUGACGCUUCGCUUGGGUGCCGAGGACGGCGAGUUGUUGUGGUGGUUGGCGCCCGAAUCGUGGCCCGUGCUCAUGCUCCGCGCUCUUGAUUCCAUGUACGAGCCGGUGGAAGAAUAGGAAGACAUGCUGGUGUUAUUUUGAUUUUGUGUUGCGUUGUUGUGUGUGUUGUGUAAAGAUUCUAAAGGCAUGCGAGUCACGGAGAAGUUUGUCCUGCGAGUGUUCUGUAGAUGUUCGGACGGAUUGUUGGCGUCGAUGUCAAACUUGUUUUGUGAUUGUAUGGAAUUGUACCAAGUACAACACCGUAAGGCCUGCUGCGUCCGACCGUGUUUCCGGCAUGGGUUGGGUUCGAGUUCCGUGUUCUCGAUCGAAUUCGUCACACGCGCAGAACAGCACAAAGGGAUGGAAAAAACCAAUUCAAGGUAA